GAGGGAGGGAGGGAGGGAGGCCGGGCAAGGGGCGGCCCGGCCGGCCCGGAGCCCCGCGCAGCGGCAGCAGCAGCCCGCACCCCGCCGGCGACGGAGGCAGGUGCGGACGCUUCCGCGUCGCGCUGCGAGGAGGAGGAGGAGGAGGCGGCGGCGGCGGCGGCGAGGGCGGGCGGCCGGCCCCGAGCCUGGCCGGCGUGCCCGUAGGCGUGCUCCCCGGCGGGGAGGGCCGCCCGCAGCCCACACCUCCCGCCGCCGCUAACUUUGCUUCUUCGCGAAGAGCCGCCCUCCGGCAUCCAGAGGGUCGGCGGAGUCCCGGCGGUCCCGAGCCGCCCCCCGCGAUGAAGGGCCGCCGGCGGUGGCGCUGGCGGGGGGAGUACCGCCGCUUCGCCGCGCUGCUGGUGCUGUACACGCUGCUGCUGCUCCUGCUGGUGCCCUACGCGCUGGACUAUGGAGCCCGGCGGGGGCGGGCGGACGAGGAGCCGCUGCUGCGGCGCUGCCCCAGCCUGGAGGAGGCGCUGAGCGAGUGGGGCUGGGAGCAGCGGCAGCCGCCGCUGGACGAGGAGGAGGAUGAGGAGGACGGCGGCACGGCCGGGGCGGCGGGUAACGGCAGCGCGGCGGCGGGGAAGCGGCACAUCUACCUGCACGCCACCUGGCGCACGGGCUCCUCCUUCCUGGGGGAGCUCUUCAACCAGCACCCCGACGUCUUCUACCUCUACGAGCCCAUGUGGCACCUGUGGCAGGCCCUCUACCCGGGGGACGCGCUGAGCCUGCAGGGCGCCCUCCGCGACAUGCUGCGCGCCCUCUUCCGAUGCGACUUCUCCGUCCUGCGCCUCUACGCCGCCCCGCCCGGCCCCCGCGACCCGCUGGCCCCCGCCCCGCCCGCCGCCGCCAACCUCACCACGGCCGGCAUCUUCGGCUGGCGGACCAACAAGGUGAUCUGCUCGCCGCCGCUCUGCCCCGCCGCCCCGCGGCCCCGCCGGGAGAUCGGCCUCGUCGACGGCGCCGCCUGCGAGGAGACGUGCCCGCCGCGGGCGCUGCGGGAGCUGGAGGCCGAGUGCCGCAAGUACCCGGUGGUGGUCAUCAAGGACGUGCGGCUGCUGGAGCUGGGCGCCCUGCUGCCGCUGCUGCGGGAGCCCGGCCUCAACCUGCGGGUGGUGCAGCUCUUCCGCGACCCCCGCGCCGUCCACAACUCCCGCCUGAAGGCCAGGCAGGCGCUGCUGCGGGAGAGCAUCCAGGUGCUGCGCAGCCGCCACCGCGCCGAGCCGCGGGGGCCGCCCCGCCACCAGCAGCAGCAGCAGCUCCUGCUGCCGCCCGGCCUGCUGGGGGGCGGGCGGGCGCCGCAGCCGCAGCACCGCGCCGAGUUCUUCCUCGGCGGCGCCCUGGAGGUGAUUUGCCAGGCCUGGCUCCGCGACCUCCUCUUGGCCCGCCGCGCCCCGGCCUGGCUCCGCCGCCGCUACACGCAGCUGCGCUACGAGGACCUGGUGCGGGAACCCCGCGCCCAGCUGCGCCGCCUGCUGCGCUUCGCCGGGCUGCCCGUGCCGCCCGACCUGGAGACCUUCGUGCUCAACAUGACCCGCGGGGCCGCCUACUCUUCCGACCGGCCCUUCCUCAUCUCCGCCCGCGACGCGCGGGAGGCCAUCCAUGCCUGGCGGGAGCGCCUCAGCCGCCAGCAGGUGCGGCAGGUGGAGGCCGCCUGCAGCGAGGCCAUGAGCCUUCUCGCCUACCCCCUCAGCGGCGGCGACGCCCGGUAGCCCCCCAGCCCCGCGGCCGGCGGGGAGAGUCCGCCGCCGGGUGAGAGCCGGACCGGCGGGGCCGGGCGGGGUGUCCGCCAAGGACGGGCCCGAGGACGGGGCGCCGGGGGCCAGGCCGUGCCAUGGCGGGAGGACGGGCGCCGUCGGGCAGAGCCGAGCGAGGGGACUCACAGCUGGCGUGGCGGCGGCCUGCGCUUCACCUCGGUGGCCGGGGGCUCCUGCGGAGGGCAGCCCUGUCAGAAGGAAACCCGCCUCGCCUCAGGUAUAGGCAGCGCUGCAGGGUCCAGACCCCCCGUCCCGCCGCUGGCUCGGUGGGGAUGUGGUUUCUCUGGGAACUGCGGCCACCCCAUGCCGGGGUGCGUGGAGAGGGCACUCGGGGUGUUUUAUUUAAGAGAAGGGUUUGGUAAGAGGUGUCCUCUGGGCACGGCCUCAGUCUUGGAGCCCUUUUAACGUGAAACUGUGACCACGUGCAAAGCACCGGCGUUUUUAAAAAAAAACUGCAUCGAAACUUAAAACCUCCCCAAAUCAAGACUCUCAGCAAGUAACCAGAAGGCUUUAAAGGUGUUGCUGCGAGAGCAUCGCCUUUCCCGAGCACUACAGCACGCUCGGCUCUGUUGUGUUGCUACUGAAAGACGUAGAAGGGGCUUCUGUGGAGUUGGCCGCAGAGGUCAGUGGAGGCCUGGACGGGCAGGAGGGUGCCUGCCGCAGGGAAGGACUCAGCUUCGCUGCUGCUGGCCGGCUGGCUCUGCCGGGAUGGGCUCUGCCCGUACGGGGUGCUGAUGCUCUGGGAGGGGGGCACCAGUCGAGAGAAGGGGAACCGUGUCCAACUCUGUCCAUCAUUCAGAGCAGUGGGGUGAGCAGUCAGGCAGAGAGGGUAAGCGUUGGCCUGCUUCCGUGUUUCAGAGAUGUUUGUGGAAGAAAUCUUUGCUUUUCUAAAGAAAUCUGUAAUUUUUAAAGUAGGAUUUUUUUUUGUAAUAUAUUGAUAUAGUUAGGCGGUGAUAUGUGAGAUACAGGUGACCAAUAUGUUUCUUAGGGACACGCGUAGGGGUGACUGUAACUGGAAGGUGAACACUUGAUAUUUCCAUUUUGUUUUCUCAGCCAAAUGAGAGAAUCACUUUUCUUCCCUCGCUUCCGGGCUGACACAUUGUGCCGUGCACAGGGUCCUCCUGGUCACAUCCCUUCCGAACAAUAACAUCCUUUCAGCUGGCAACUCCUGGACAAAAGCAAAUGUUUCCUAACAAGACCAAGGCAAAUUAAUUGUGAAGCUCCCAAAUAAAAGCUUGUAUUAAAGAAAAAGAAAAACUUAAGUUUCAUUUUGGAUUUUAAAAUGACAUUUUCCUGUAGACAUCCUGCAACUUGUACGAGAAGAGUGUGUGUGUGUGUCUAUGUACGAGUACCUUUUUUUCUUAAUUUCUUAAUUUGGGGGGUAGAAGGUUCAAUUGUACUUCAGGGAUGCAGUAUUGUAACUUCUUACAGACUGCUUUUCAGUCCAUUACAAUCUGGCAGCGUUUAGACGGCUCCACAAGAGUUACCGGGUUAUAGGGCUGUUUACAUGCAGUCCUCAAAUACAAACUGAGAACAUGAACUUCAAAUUAAGGAUAAUCCAGGAUCAGGAAGAAAGCUGAAUGUGUAUAAAGUGCUGGAAAUAAAGGCAGUUCAAAGAAGUUACGUUAUCUUGGAGGAAAUGUUUGAAUUGCAUUGUAGGUUUUCGUGCUUUGAAUAUCGUGCUGUAAAACACAUCAGUGAGUUAGGAUGAACCUUCAUUUAUUUUAGCUCUUUUCCUUCCUUGACCCUCCCACCUGAGAGUACAUUGGCACAAGAAGCAGGGUUUUUUCAUAAUCCGAUGGGAAAAUAUAGUCAUAAAAACGUUUCUGAGUAAAUCUCUCCAUGUCAAGGUAGCGUGCUUCAUACAAUUCUGCAUCCUUUGGUUUCUGCUUGAAGUAAAAAUUACAAGGGCUCAUUUUGUGCUGGAACAACCUCUUGUAUUACCUAAGGGUUGCUUACAUAUUCUGUCAGAGGCACUCUGAGAGCAAAAUUUGUCUCUGGGUGUUCUAGUAGUAUUUAAUAAUGGCAUUUGUAUAGAUGGACAAUACCUGUAUUAAUGCCUUGAUGACCUGUGUCAGGUAACCUAAUCUGGAAAGCUUUUCUGGGAAUACACCCAGCCUGGCUCGUACUGACACGUUUGGGAAGAAAAUAAGAUUUUCUUGCAUGCCAAAAGAUGAUACGGUACCUAUUUUCUUAAGUUGGAUGAGAGAUUAAAAUCCAGUAUAUCUUGUUGGUUUGUUUUUGGCAAGUUGCAGUCACAGAUUUGUAUGGUGCAACUGCUCAGCAUUCGCUUCACCUCGAUGGGGAAUCUCAUCUUGCUGUUUCAGGUGGUAAAUGUCUUUCAUGAGAAACUUGUAGGAAUCCACGCUUAGUUUCACUUAACGCUGGUUCAUCAUGAUGAAGAAAGAAGUGUUGCCAUCUAGCUUAACUUGAUUCUUGUAGCUGGGAAGAAAUCCACUAAUCACAAAUUCUUUAGUAUUUUCUGAAGCAGUUUCCAUGUUUGACAUAGAUGCAUUUUCUGUAUCGAGACUUAUUUCUCUCAACAGAAGUUGUUCACUAACACAGUUGCUCUUUAUUAGUGAUUAAUUCAAUUUUUUUCUCACCUCAAGCUGUUCUUGCAAGGUUUUUUUGUACUGUGAAAAGGGCUCUGUUUGGCAAAGCGUGUAAAAUUUAGCAAGUGCAACUUGUGGUUUGCAUUCGGGGCACCCAAGUUCAUUAGAAGACUCUUCAAAACAAUCCACAGGGAAUAUCCAAAGCUGAAAAAGGAGUAAGUAGCCCAGAGUGGGAUCUUGGAGCAGGAUGUGCGAGAGCAUCUAAGACUGGAUGACAGCUGCUUAAUGACUGAUGUUGCAAGACGUGUGCGCUUCAGUCACUAGAAGGCUUUCUGAAACUCCCCUCCUAAGGAGGACAACUAAGGCUCAUCAACAAACGCAUCCUAUUUUUCUCUUCAAGGCAUUUUGAUGGUGUCAGAAAGCAUCAUUCAGGAUGCUUACAGCAGAUCCUUGUUGGCCUUGUAACCCAUACCUUGAAGAAAAAAAAAAAUACUGUCAAAUAUCAGUGUUGGUACUUACCUGGAAAGACAGAAGCAGGUCUGAUUAGGACAACCAGCAUGGAGUGUCACUGGUGGAGGGCUUUGGAAGUAAGCAGAACCUGCGGGAAGCAGGACACCCAUGGUUAAACUGUAUUUUGAGAGCAGCUGGACGUUUAUGGCUUGGUCAUCAGCUUUUUUACAGUCACUGCUCUCAACUGAGAUUUUGAAGCAAUGUCCCAGUUCUGCUGAAUGAUGUAGAAAGCUGAACCAUAACUGCCUCUUUUUAGAGCAGAGGAUGGCAUGAUAAGCAAGGGAACAAUAAACACCUUUUCUAGCCAAGCUGAACUUGGCAGGCUUAGAAUUGGAGAGCAGGACUGAGCCACAGAGCUCUAGUAAUUCAGACUGAGAUUUGGGGAAAAUACCUAUUUGUGCUACCUUACCUAUAAUGACUUAACAACUUUAAUGUAUUAAAAAGUCAUAUUGGGAAAUGGGAACAAAACUGACAAAUGCUCGCAAGACUUAUUUCUAUCAUCUGUUUUUACUUAACUUUUGAUCAUUGUGUGUUUGCCUUAAGGGAGGUAGAAACUUGAGUACUAAAAUUGUAUGUAAAAGGCUGUGAUAUUUCCACACCAGAAUUGUUAAUUGUUCUCUUACAACAUUACAUCUGUAUUUAAAUUGUAGAUUUCUAGGGAGGCAACUGUAGUUACAUACUUCUGAGAAAUGCUUGAAGUCCAGGGCCAGGAAAUACUUAGCCCCUGCGUUACUUGCACUCCCUAGAAUGUUACUGAUGGAGUCCUUGUAGAUACCCAUGAUAUGUACUCGUGUACUUCAGAUGCAAUAGGAAUAGUUAAGUUCUGAGUAUCACCACUUUCAGUAAUCCCAAUGAUAAAUAAACAGUGCAGAACUUCUGGGGUUAUUGUGGUAAUGCAUUUAAACAUCAUUUUAGUAAAGAACUGAGCUCCUGAAAGACUGUGAGUGCCAACAAGCCUGACUGCACGUUCUGUUCCUUUCAAGAGCACAAAGAGUCGCUGCUGACACUCUCUGAUGGUAUCUGGAGUACAGGGGCAGUAAGUACGGUGCGUGGCCCUUCUCAGAAUCACCCUGCAAUCCACGCAGCACUGGGACUACCUUGGAUGUUAUUUUGUCGUUCCUAUUUAACUUGACAUGACACCUACCACCAUGGAGAAGGAGAUGGGAAAACCAAGACUGUCAAAGGAAAUCUUGCACUAGUAGAAGCUCUUAACUCCUUGCUGGCUACAUGCACGUGAGUGAGGGCCCAGAGUCCGGAUUGUCCUUCUUUUGACUGCGAUGUAAAGAGAUGAAUGUUAACUCCAAACUCAUUAAGGUGGUGGUUUUCACUGACCGAGGGACCUGUUGCUGAAGCAUAUCUCUGGCAGUUUCAGCUCUGGGCAAACGGCUGGCAGCUGAUGAAUGUUUUGGUACUUGCAGUCUGUCUGGGUAUUGCGUCCCAGGAAAUUCCUGCUUCCAGCACUGAGGCGUGAAGCUCUGCUGCUGGCCUACAGCACCUACAGCACCAUUUCUUGGUGCUGGUAAAUGGGAAUCGGGUCUUCCCCCAGCGCUUCCAAAUUUUUCAGCCUGUUCCUAAUUGUCCAACUUUGCCAAAUGCCAACUGUGCGUAGGCUGAAACUUUUAAUCCUGGGCUUAAGGUUCAAGUCACUUUGGGAAACUUCAGUCAAAGCAGUGCAUGUUCUUUUGAAGCCAGGGUUAGGCUGCGGUGGUCUUUUGUGUAGGUUCCAAUACUCUCAAAGAUAUUUCUUUGAAAUCAUUUGUCACUUCAGUGCUUUGGGACAGGAACUCCAAUUUGGGUAGGGGAAAUGACCUCUGUGUAGAGGGUGCCCCCCCAUGUUUUGUUUUGACCUCUGCCUUCUAUUCUGAUUUGGCCAAAUAUAUUAAUAUUUGUAAAAAAAAAACCAAAUAGCAUGUGCUUGGUAAAAGUGAUUUUGGUAUGUGUGUGUAUCUUUAUUUUAUACCAAAUAAAAUCUGCAUUGGUUUUACCUUCA
Grus americana (Whooping crane) is the source of this 6848-nucleotide messenger RNA. RefSeq names its product carbohydrate sulfotransferase 7 (gene CHST7). Gene Ontology annotation, molecular function: N-acetylglucosamine 6-O-sulfotransferase activity; chondroitin 6-sulfotransferase activity. The record is from RefSeq and is a predicted model, not a curated record. Gene Ontology annotation, cellular component: Golgi membrane. NCBI's taxonomy places the organism in Eukaryota, Metazoa, Chordata, Aves, Gruiformes, Gruidae. The transcript has a single exon. Gene Ontology annotation, biological process: N-acetylglucosamine metabolic process; carbohydrate metabolic process. Bases 339 to 1751 code for a protein of 470 amino acids.